GCCAUGUAUUGCCAGAAGUGUCGCACACCGUUGAAGCUGGAUGGCUCAAUAGAGUCCCUCAACCCAGCUGCCUUUGACUUACUAUCUCACUCUACUGGCAAGACGCUGUCAGACACUGGAGCUACCUCCUCGUCAGCGCGAUCGUCAUAUCCGCCCGAACACCGCGACAAGUAUGACCAGUCUUCCAAGAAUGUCACCCCGCCAGUUUACAGAAGGUCUAUCCCUGCCCCGCGUGCAGGAGGGCAACCCAACCCGCCGUCAAUACCACGGGGCGACAGCGGGAACAUGUCAUUCGUGAUGUUGACCGAGUCUCAAGUCGCGCCACCGGUCGCCGAUACUAGUUCAGCUGCUCGGAGCAAGCGAACUCAUACACAGGUCCAACCCCGUGGCCAGGAGGACGGAUCAUUCGUUGAUCAGGUGGAGAAGACGACACGGCUGUUUGAGAUAGUCUCGGCGCGCUCCGAUAUUGAUCAUCCGAUUUGUGUGGAAUGUACGGAGCUGCUUGUGGAAGGGCUGCAAAAACGCUUAACGGGAUCUACGAAGGAGCGAGAUGCCUACAUAUCGUUUCUCCGGAACUUGAGUGAGUCGAUCCCGACCGACGAAGAGCUGCAGGCAGCAGAGAGAUCAUUGAAUGCAAGUCUCGAAGCGGAGCGUGCCACAUUUGCAGAGCUGCAGUCUCUUGAGAAAGAAAAGGCUACCUUGGAUGCAGAAAUUGCGGGUCUGGAGAUCGACUCGCAACGUCUGGAUGAGGACGAAGAGAACUUCUGGCGGUCUCGCAAUGCGUUUGCCUUGACGCUAACAGAGUUCCAAAACGAGCGGGAUGCGCUCAAUAUGCGCUAUGAUCACGACUCACAGCAGCUCGAGCGACUACAAAGGACAAACGUCUACAAUGACGCGUUCUGUAUUGGUCAUGAUGGAUACUUCGGUACUAUCAAUGGACUACGCUUGGGCCGGCUAGCCAAUCCUUCCGUCGAUUGGCCUGAGAUCAAUGCUGCGUGGGGACAAACAGUGCUGCUCCUCGCCACCAUGGCUGAAAAACUCGGAUUCCAAUUCCAGGGGUACCGUCUCAGGCCGCUGGGGUCGAACUCGCGCAUUGAGAAGAUUGAAUAUCCGGUGCAGCCAUCCGGUCAGCCUGUCGAGGGCGCUGCACCCAAGGUCAGCCAAUACGACUUGUUCUCAUCCGGCGAUCUCCCUUUGAAUCUUCCUUGGCUUCACCGUCGCUUUGACUCGGGUAUGGUGGCGUUCCUCGAGUGUCUUCGGCAGCUAGGCAAGUUCGUUGAGAAGACCCCUACCCCCAUCGCGAAUCCCCGCCGGGGCCAGACCGGCGCCACUGCACCCGGGUUGAAAUUGCCCUACGAGAUCAAGCGGGACCGCAUCGGUGACGCGAGCAUCAAGUUGGGCUUCAACCAGAAUGAUGAGACGUGGACUCGUGCCUGCAAGUACACGCUCACAUGCUGCAAGUUCCUCCUUGCGCAUGCCAGCAAUUUAGCGAGCACGGGGUCUAGCAACUCAGCUGCCGUCGCGGCUGCGGCCAUCGCAGCCGCCGACCAAGUCCGACAGACGAGCAGUCCCGCCAAGAACCGACCGUGA
This is a messenger RNA of Penicillium paradoxum, 1590 nucleotides long. RefSeq names its product beclin 1. Gene Ontology annotation, biological process: late endosome to vacuole transport; autophagy; cellular response to nitrogen starvation. NCBI's taxonomy places the organism in Eukaryota, Fungi, Ascomycota, Eurotiomycetes, Eurotiales, Aspergillaceae. The annotation marks the transcript as partial. Gene Ontology annotation, cellular component: phagophore assembly site; phosphatidylinositol 3-kinase complex, class III, type I; phosphatidylinositol 3-kinase complex, class III, type II. The record is from RefSeq and is a predicted model, not a curated record. The transcript is spliced from 2 exons.